AUGGCAUUUCUAUCAAAAGUAUUUGGUGAUAAACUGAAUCUGCAAUCAAAUAUAAAUACCAACACAAAUAUACACCCAAUAGCAUCAUCUCAAACAAAAUCACCUGAAUCUUCACCAAGAUCUUCAUCAAAUUUGACUCCAAUGAAUUCAUCUACUUCAACAACAUCAUCAAUAAUACCAUCUAAAUCACCUUCAAGUACAUUACAACAAAAGUCAUCAUCAACUAAUAAUUCAACAUUAAAUAAUUAUUCUGUUUCAAUAACAUUAGAAUCACCUCCUAUAAUUUUAUAUGGAAAUCCAUCUGAAUCUACUGGAUCUAUAAUAUCUGGUUUAUUAAGAUUAAUAACUAUAACAAAUAUUGAAUUAGAAAAAGUAACAUUAUCAUUAGUUCAAACAAUGAAAUAUACAAAACCAUUUAUAUUACCAAAUACUUCAGGAAUAACAAAUUGUAAAGAUUGUACAAUAAGAAAAGAAGAAUUAGCAAGAUGGGAUGUUUUAACAAGUCCAUCAAAUUUUCAACCUGGUAAUCAUGCAUAUCCAUUUUCUCAUCUUUUACCUGGUUCAUUACCUCCAACAUCAAAAUUAGGUUCAUCAAAUUCAAAUUCAUUUAUAAAAUAUGAUUUAAUAGCAGAAAUUAUUGCUGUUGAUUCUUUACAAAAUAAAAAAUUAAUAUUACCAAUAAAUAUAAGUAGACUGAUUUUAAGAGGACCAGAUCGUAAUCUGUUAAGAAUUUUCCCACCAACUGAAGUAACAGCAAGUGCAGUAUUACCAAAUGUAAUAUAUCCAAAAUCUACUUUUCCCAUAGAAUUAAAAUUAGAUAAUUUAGUAAGUAAUAAUCAACAAAGAAGAUGGAGAAUGAGAAAAUUAAAUUGGAGAAUUGAAGAAGAUAUUAAAAUAAGAUCAAAUAUUUGUAAUAAACAUAAAUUAAAAUUGGAACAAUUUGAAAAAUUAUAUCAAAAACAACCUCAAAAAAGAGAAAAAACUUCAGGAAUGCAUCAUAGUACUAUACAUACUCAUAUUUCAUAUAUUAGAGAUCCAAGUUUUCAAAAUUCAUCAAAUAAUAUUGAUAAUAAUAAUGAACAACCUGAAGAUCAAAUUAUAAAUAAUGAAAAUCAUGAUAUUGAAGAAACUUUAAGAUCUGGACCUUCAAAUGCUCAUCAAAAUUUUUUGGAAGAUUUUGGAAAUUCUAGUGGUCAUGAAAUAAAUCAAAAUCAAAAUCAAAAUCAAACUCAAAAUCAAACUCAAACUCAAACUCAAAUUCAGAAUCAAAAUUUAAAUACAAACGAGACUAAUAAUCCACUAACUCCUCAAAACUCAACCACACCUCAAUCAGAACAACAAAAACAUAUAUAUUUUGAAGAAACAAGAACUAUAAGUUAUGGAGAAAUAAAAUCAGGUUGGAAAUCAGAUUUUACAGGAAAAGGUAGAAUAGAAUUAGUUGCAAAUAUAAAUGCAAAUAAGUUUUCAACUGGUUCAAAUAAUCAUAUAACAAAAGCAAAUACUGAAGACAGUAAUUCUAAUAAAGACGAAGAUAAUGAAACUUUUAAUAAUGGUGCUAAUAUAUCUUGUGAUAUUGAUGAUUUAAAUUUAGGAAUAUUUGUAAAUCAUACAUUAAUUGUUGAAGUUGUUGUUGCUGAAGAAUUAAUUCAUAAUGUUGAAAAUAAAAAUAAUAAAAAUUUAAAUAAUUUAAGACCUGUGAUUUCAAAUUCUAGAGGAGGUUCAACUAUUUCAACAUCAAGAAGAAGAUCAUCAUCUUCUGCUGGUUCCCAUUAUGGUAACAAUUCACCUAUUUUAACUCCUCAUACAUCAAAUCCACAAACAUCAACAACAUCGUCAUCAUCAAACUCAAACUCUAAUAGUAAUAAUCAACAACAACAAUCACAAAAUGUUGCAAUGGGAGUUCCUACUGGAGCAGCAAGAGUAUUAAGAAUGCAAUUUAAAUUACCAAUAACAGAAAGAUCAGGAUUAGGUAUAGCAUGGGAUGAUGAAGUUCCUCCAACUUAUGAAGAUGUUAGAACAUUAAGUCCACCAAAUUAUAAUGAUCCUUUUAAAAUUUUAAAUAAUACACCAACAUCAUCAUCUAGUGGUGUUCAAGAAGAAAGAUUAACUCCUAAUAUUUUAUAUGGUAGAGGUGAUACUCCAUUAGUUGGAAGUUUUGCUUUACAUUCACAAAUUAGUCAUUCAAGUAUUGAUGGAAUAGUUGAUAAUAUUCAAGAAUUAUCUAUAUAA
This is a messenger RNA of Lodderomyces pseudojiufengensis, 2229 nucleotides long. RefSeq lists its product as uncharacterized. Gene Ontology annotation, cellular component: nucleus. Gene Ontology annotation, biological process: response to starvation. The record is from RefSeq and is a predicted model, not a curated record. Gene Ontology annotation, molecular function: DNA-binding transcription factor activity, RNA polymerase II-specific; cis-regulatory region sequence-specific DNA binding. The transcript has a single exon. Bases 1 to 2229 code for a protein of 742 amino acids. NCBI's taxonomy places the organism in Eukaryota, Fungi, Ascomycota, Pichiomycetes, Serinales, Debaryomycetaceae.